CAUGUCUGGACGUGGUAAGGGUGGAAAGGGCCUAGGUAAAGGAGGCGCUAAGCGGCACCGUAAAGUGCUGCGCGACAAUAUCCAGGGCAUCACAAAGCCCGCCAUCCGGCGCCUGGCCCGACGGGGUGGUGUCAAGCGCAUUUCUGGACUCAUCUACGAGGAGACCCGUGGGGUGUUGAAGGUGUUUUUGGAGAAUGUGAUCCGCGACGCCGUCACCUACACCGAGCACGCCAAGCGCAAGACUGUCACCGCCAUGGACGUGGUCUACGCGCUCAAGCGCCAGGGCCGCACCCUCUACGGCUUCGGCGGCUAAAGCCUCGUUUCUU
This is a messenger RNA of Ceratotherium simum simum (southern white rhinoceros), 326 nucleotides long. It is a transcript of the gene H4C2, whose product is annotated as H4 clustered histone 2. Gene Ontology annotation, cellular component: nucleosome. The record is from RefSeq and is a predicted model, not a curated record. Gene Ontology annotation, molecular function: DNA binding; structural constituent of chromatin; protein heterodimerization activity. NCBI's taxonomy places the organism in Eukaryota, Metazoa, Chordata, Mammalia, Perissodactyla, Rhinocerotidae.